AUGUCGCAACCAUCUGAACAGCCUGUCCGGGGCAUAAUCCGGUCUCUCGUGGAACAUCACCAACACAGGAAUAAUAAUCAUCCCGAUAAACUGAAUGAAGCAAAGGAAAGUACACGCAGAGACGAUGGCGCUAAUAUGCUAAAUGGUAUCCCUGCGAAUAGAAAAUUGGUUGCAUCAUUUCCAGCGGAUAACGACGUAUUUUGUGCUGGGGAAGUGCUUUCUCGAGGAGACCAGUGUGCAAUGGAGGUUGGCAUCGUUGUAGACCAUAGUUCCGAUCCCAAGAGCCGCAGGCGUCCAUAUGGCGAACGGGGGCUCGUAGUGGCCCUGCGCAUUGCGGUAGCACGUCAAGGUCUGUCGCCUAGAAGGAGAGGAAGAAGAACCAAAAGUGCCAUCGACACCGGUGGUAAAGUGUUGCUCGCGCAAGCACCAUGCACCAUACAGCACGAGGAGCCAGGAGGGGGAAAUCCCAUGCUACCACGAGCCAUAUUGAGGCCGGAUCACUGGUAUAUUUUCGUUUUCUGCCGCUGGGCUAUCAUCUUAUACGAAUCGGAAAUUGAUGGCUAUCUUGCUCCUGACAUUAUCAUGUCAUCCCCAUCACCACCACCAUCAUCCCCACCACUUCCGCAGCUGUAG
Molecule: messenger RNA, 633 nt
Organism: Blastomyces dermatitidis ER-3
Lineage: Eukaryota; Fungi; Ascomycota; Eurotiomycetes; Onygenales; Ajellomycetaceae
Exons: 3
Coding region: 1-633 (210 amino acids)
Source: RefSeq, a predicted model, not a curated record